This is a messenger RNA of Anarrhichthys ocellatus (wolf-eel), 691 nucleotides long. Its product is annotated as 40S ribosomal protein S27-like. Gene Ontology annotation, molecular function: structural constituent of ribosome. The transcript has 4 exons. Gene Ontology annotation, cellular component: ribosome. The record is from RefSeq and is a predicted model, not a curated record. The coding region runs from base 115 to 366 and encodes 83 amino acids. Gene Ontology annotation, biological process: translation. NCBI's taxonomy places the organism in Eukaryota, Metazoa, Chordata, Actinopteri, Perciformes, Anarhichadidae.
GUAAACGCCCGUCAGAACAUUACAACAACAAAAGUACAGUUGAGGGCGCACUUGAAGUUUCACUUUCUAUAUCGUAUUUGCAUUGCAAGAUAAACCUGCGUGAUUUGAGCAAAAAUGCAAGAUAAGGAUCUGUUGUACCCCAGUCUUGCCAAGGAGAGGAGUAAGCACAAGAAGAAGAGGCUGGUGCAGAGUCCCAACUCCUACUUCAUGGAUGUUAAGUGCACAGGCUGCUACAAGAUCACCACCAUCUUCAGCCAUGCCCAGACAGUGGUACCUUGUGCAGGCUGCGCUUUAAUCCUCUGUCAACCAGCAGGGGGGAAAUGCAGACUAACUGAAGGCUGUGCCUUCAGAAAGAAAUAUUCCUGAACAGAAAAUGUGCAAAACACCCAUGACGGGCAGCUGGAAGACUGGACUAUAUAUUGGGUUUAAGUGUUAAAUCCUUAGUACAGAAAUGUAUCUGUACCUUGAAAAUGUGGAGUGGAAUGUCAUCCCCCUCCCCCGCAGUGUUUCAUACAAUAGAGCAGGAAAGAAUGAAUUAUAUCAGCAUGUAAAUCAUAUAAAGCACUUUUAUGUAGAGUAGUUUUAACUACUGCUAUUGAAUGAGUAAAACAUGUUUUGAAUCCUUCAAAAUGCACACAAAGUCCAAUGAGUCAUGAUUUCUGUAAAACAUUUAUUAAGUUGACAUGGGGGG